CUUGUCCCUGGAGUCUAAUAUUUUGGACGCUCAGUUUGGUGUAAAGGUCAGAAACAGCCAUGCCAUUUGGCUGUCUCCCAGUGGGGGAAAAGAAGGACUACCACAGUCCCGCAGACGUUACCGACAAAUAUGACAUGGGCCAGAUUGUCAAAUCGGAGGAGUUCUGUGAGAUAUUCAGAGCUAAGGACAAAAUCACCAAUAAAAUGUACACGUGUAAGAAGUUCCUGAAGAAAGAUGGACGUAAAGUACGCAAAGCAGCAAAAAAUGAGAUUCAGAUCCUAAAGAUGGUGAAGCAUCCCAAUAUCCUCCAGCUGGUGGAUGUCUACGAGACCAAAAAGGAGUACUUCCUGUUCCUGGAGCUGGCAACAGGCAGAGAGGUGUUCGACUGGAUUCUGGACCAGGGGUACUACUCGGAGAAGGACACGAGCAACGUAGUGCGCCAGGUUUUGGAAGCCGUGGCCUACCUUCACUCGCUGCAUAUUGUCCACAGAAAUCUCAAGCUGGAAAACUUAGUGUACUAUAACCGGCUGAAACACUCCAAAAUAGUGAUCAGUGACUUCCAUCUGGCCAAACUGGAGAAUGGACUGAUCAAAGAGCCAUGUGGCACACCGGAGUACUUGGCGCCUGAAGUGGUGGGCAGACAGCGGUACGGUCGCCCGGUGGACUGCUGGGCCACCGGUGUCAUCAUGUACAUACUACUAUCAGGCAAUCCUCCUUUCUAUGAUGAAACUGAAGAUGACGACUAUGAAAACCAUGACAAAAACCUUUUCAGGAAGAUCUUAGCAGGAGACUAUGAGUUUGACUCUCCAUACUGGGAUGAAAUAUCUGAUUCAGCUAAAAGUUUAGUGGCUCGUCUCAUGGAGGUGGACCAGGACCAGAGGCUGACGGCGCAGGAGGCCAUCAACCAUGAGUGGAUCUCCGGUGGAGCUGCCUCAGAUAAGAACAUCAAGGAAAAUGUGUGCGCUCAAAUAGAGAAGAACUUUGCCAGAGCCAAGUGGAAGAAAGCUGUGCGUGUGACCACAAUCAUGAAGCGUCUGAGAGCUCCUGACAGCGACUCAAAGGCAGCCGGCCUCGCAGCGGGAGCUUCAGCAGACGCUCCUGCAGACACCCAGGCCUCUGCUGGCUCCUCUGUACCCCCGUCCAGCACAGAGGGAGUGCCCACUGUGGAGGUCACUCCCUCACAGCCUCCCCUCCAGGACGUCCCACCAGAGUCCCGCUGCAAUGGGGACGCAUCGGUCUCCUCCACAGGUGCUCAGGCCGGGGAUGAGCAGGGAUAAGCUCCCUGAGCCCUCGUCUCUACAAACUGUACAUUAGUUGCUAGCAUGGUGACACUGACUCUGCUUCUCCUUAUCACCUCCUGGGGGUGCUGUGUUCCUAAGUGCUGCGCGCUCAUCACUGGCUUCUCCUCUCAUCUACACUACACUAUCUGCACUGACCCUGUGGUAUUUUAUGUCAUUUAUACUGUGCUCGCUUGUGUUGAAACACUCACACUGAUCCCUGACAAGCUGUGACUGGGACCUAAAGUCCCAGUGCUAACACAGUUAUAGCAAAGCUAAUUGCGCUAAAGCCGCUUUGAUUCCCUUUUAAUGAGGCAACCAGGGAAACUUCUCUGUCAGUCCAACAAUCAGUUCUAACAUUAUCAGGACACUGCUGCAGACGUUUUACUAGACAGACCCUGUCCAGUGUUUACCUGUGGUUAUUUAAAGUCACACUGUAUGAAAACUAAAGGCACAUUAUAUUCAAUCUCCUAAUUAACGCACUAAACCCCAUGAUAUGGCUGGAAAAAGAAAGUGACUGCAAUCAAUUACUCAUAAAAUAGCUCAAGGAAACACAAAACCUGCUCUGGUAUUUCACAGAGUCUGGAGUUCACUGUAGACGUCUUAGUCUAUAUAAACAUAUUUAUACUUUUUAACAACAAAACAAUUUAUUCCUAGAGUGCAAUUUACUAUGAUGUAAAACUGUGGCUGACGUUUCACUGUUCAUGUCAGUGGAGAUACUCUCAAUAUUUAU
Periophthalmus magnuspinnatus is the source of this 2010-nucleotide messenger RNA. It is a transcript of the gene camkvb, whose product is annotated as CaM kinase-like vesicle-associated b. Gene Ontology annotation, biological process: peptidyl-serine phosphorylation. The coding region runs from base 60 to 1277 and encodes 405 amino acids. Gene Ontology annotation, cellular component: intracellular anatomical structure. The transcript is spliced from 11 exons. Lineage: Eukaryota; Metazoa; Chordata; Actinopteri; Gobiiformes; Gobiidae. The record is from RefSeq and is a predicted model, not a curated record. Gene Ontology annotation, molecular function: ATP binding; calcium/calmodulin-dependent protein kinase activity; calmodulin binding.